AUGACUUCGGACCCCUACAUGGACAAGAUCUUCGUGCUCGAUGCUCUGACCCACAGCCUCAACAUAUCCAUGUUCGAGCUCAUGAGCAUCCUCACCCGCCAGGCGCCCCUGUCGAACCUGCUUCUCGUCCCCGCUCUCAAGCUGCAGGACAUGCCCAUGUCGACUCUCCUCCCCAUGCCAGGCAUCCAUCUGCACACCAAGAUACCCGCACCCCCGACGGCACACGUGCCUCCCCCGGCUGGUCCACCGGACGAGCCCGACGACCUUUACAUCGAGUUUCUGGUGCUUUACUGGGCUUCGUUGGUUUUCGUCGUGGUCAUUGCCAUAUCGGCCAUGUUGACGAAACUGAAGAUGUCAGUUCACAAGAGCUUGGAAGACAGGAAACCCGAUUUAGCAACGAAGCCACUGACGGAUGUGGAGAGGUGGUGUAUGCGGAGGCAGAGGAUGCGCGAGUUGGAGGCUGAAAGGCAGGACGAGAUGAAGAGGGCCAAGAUGGAGGCAGAGUAG
Messenger RNA from Exserohilum turcica Et28A, 507 nucleotides. RefSeq lists its product as uncharacterized. The coding region runs from base 1 to 507 and encodes 168 amino acids. The record is from RefSeq and is a predicted model, not a curated record. Lineage: Eukaryota; Fungi; Ascomycota; Dothideomycetes; Pleosporales; Pleosporaceae. The transcript has a single exon.